This is a messenger RNA of Macadamia integrifolia, 2049 nucleotides long. Its product is annotated as protein PSK SIMULATOR 3-like. Lineage: Eukaryota; Viridiplantae; Streptophyta; Magnoliopsida; Proteales; Proteaceae. The transcript is spliced from 2 exons. The record is from RefSeq and is a predicted model, not a curated record. Bases 232 to 1677 code for a protein of 481 amino acids. Gene Ontology annotation, biological process: positive regulation of growth.
UUCAUCUCUCUCUCUCUCUCCAAAGACUAAUUGAAAAGCUUUCAACAUCCCACGAGCAUAAAUCUGCUUCUUAUAACACUCUUUUGUCCUUAACUCUGCAACUCUACUCUCAAUUAUUUCUCUUCAUCUCCCUCUCCUCCAUAACUUCUCACUACUCUUACAACAACCCAUCACCCCAAACACUUCCCUUUCUUUCCCUUUCCUCAUCUUCAUCUUCUAUCCUUCAAGUCCAUGGCUCUUGAGACAUGGCUAAUUAAGGUAAAGAUUGCAGUCUCAAAUGGUCUAGACGCCAUCAAAUUACAUAAAACUUCCACCAAGAAAUCAAAUGUCCGCGUCCUCGCCUUCGAGAUCGCCGGUUUCAUGUCGAAACUCAUCCAUCUUUGGCACUCCCUUUCAGAAAAGAACAUCCAUCGCCUUCACCAUGAAUCCAUAUCUCUAGAGGGAGUACACAAAAUUGUAUCCAACGAUGAUACUUUCCUCUUAUCUCUUGCCUGUGCUGAGAUGGUUCAAAACUUAAGGCUUCUAGCCAAGUCUGUGUCAAGGCUCAGCAAACGCUGCAACCCUGAUUCAGGUCUCCAAUGUUUUGAUCGUUUGUUUGAAGAAUUCUCCUCCACAGGACUUGACCCUAAUGGCUGGGUCUUGGGUAGCAAGGAGAUGGAGUUGAAGCUAAAGAAAAUGGAUCGUUACGUGACACUAACCAUGACUCUCCGUAAAGAGAUGGACGAGCUUUCGGAAAUUGAGCAUGGCUUGAAGAAAUUAUUAAUACAAUGCACGGAGCCUGACCUUUUGAUCAAACAGAAGAAGAUAGCUGAUCUCCAACAAAAGCUCUUUUGGCAUAAACAAGAAGUGAAGCACUUAAAAGAGAUAUCUCUUUGGGGGAGAAGCUUUGAUACUAUCAAUUCAAUACUUGCAAGAUCAGUGUUCACCAUUCUAGCAAGAAUUAAGGUUGUGUUUGGCGUUGGACCGCCGGCGAUUCAUCUACCUCGAAGCUUGUCUGUAUCAGCCAUGGUUUACCCUUCUGAAACUACCAAUACUACUACUACUAGUAAAUUUGUGUCAGGGCCCUUGGAGUCAGAUGGGAUUAAGGAGAUUCUCAAUGGAUGGCUCUCACCCAAACCUCACAUAGGAAGAGAAUCCAGACCUGAUCAGAAUAGGUUCUUGGAGUCAGAUUCAAAGAUACUUAAGCCACCACCAAGUACCUUAGGAGCAGCAGCUCUAGCUCUACACUACUCAAAUUUGAUUAUUGUGAUAGAGAAGAUGAUCAGAUCACCACAAUUGGUUGGUGUUGAUGCAAGGGAUGAUCUCUAUGCCAUGUUGCCUACUAGUAUUAGAGUAUCACUGAGGGCUAGAUUGAGAGGAGUUGGCUUUUCGGCGAAUGACCCAGUACUCGCUGGAGAGUGGAGAGAUGCAUUAGGGAGGAUCUUGGGUUGGUUAUCACCUUUGGCUCAUAAUAUGAUUAAGUGGCAGAAUGAAAGAAGCUUUGAGCAGCAGAAUUUGUUACCAAAGACUAAUGUUCUUCUCUUUCAGACACUAUACUUUGCAAACCAGGCAAAGACUGAGGCUGCCAUUACAGAGCUUCUUGUGGGUCUGAAUUAUAUAUGGAGAUAUGAGAGAGAGAUGAGCUCUAAGGCCUUUUUGGAAGGCUCCAACUUACCAAAUUUGCAGACAUCUGGUUGAGGUCUCAGGGAUGAUUCUUUCUUUCUUUUUCUUUUUUUUUCAAGUUUUAUAUGGAUUGGUUCAUCCAUUUUUUUCCCCCUUUAUUUACUCUCUUCUCCCUUUUCUUUGUAUUUGGUGUAAUUAGAUGGAGGCAAUGGAGCUGAUUUGCUUUAGAUUAAUGGGGAAGUUUGUUUUCCUUCCAUUGAUCUAAUAUUUUAAUAUAGAAGAUAUGUGUAAAUAGCAUUUUAUAUGUGUAUUUCUUAACCACCAUUUUAUGGGAUUUUUCUUAUUUAGUUGAUUAGAGUUACCCUUGGAUGGCUAUGUGAGUUGCUAGAUGCAACAGUGGGAAUCAAAGGUUCUAAAUUCAAAACUGUUUCAGACCCUUUUGCCUAA